AUAUAAAAAGAAAAUAUUUUUUCGUCGUUCAAAAAAUCCGCCUUUUUAUUUUAUUUUUCUGCGCACAUACAUAUACGAAAUGUCAUAUAAUAAACGGCACCAAAAGGAUGAUUUACCGCAAGUCUUUCAAAGACUAGGAAACUCUUCUAAGCCUGCUUACCGUAAAGGAACAGGCAACCAUAACAAUGACAGCCAUGGUUUAAGAAUUGCUCGUUACAGUGAUCCUGACCAUCAACAUCGAGGCUAUCCAGAUUAUUCCAAAAUCAGUCAAUUGCAAGAUGAGGCCGUAUACUAUUCUCCUAAUACGAAUGUCAAUAACAUCAACAACCCUUACUAUGGAGGAAAUAAUAAUAACAAUUAUCCCAGACCAAACAGCUUUAGGUUUGUCAGAAACAAUGAUACACCUAUUGUUGAGAGACCUAUCAUUUCCUUUCUGCGUGAUCCGCCUAUAGCUCCUACUUAUUUCAGUCCACAACAACAACAAUGGUCCAAUAAUAACAAAAUUGUUCAUCAAGACGAAACUGCGGAUGAGGAAGAGCAAGUGCAACACCAACACCAACAUCAGCGUAAAUUUAGUAUCGCCAAAAAAAUCCAAAUUACCACUUCUUUACCGACAAACGCCCAUAACGAAGAUUCGUCUGAUACUCAGCCCAAUCAUAAUAAAAGAAAGGUGACAGUCGCUCCACGAGAAAGUUCACCCUCUACCACUACCACCAAUAAAAGGUUCAAGGCCAUUUCUCCACCUCCUCUUCCUCCUUCACCACGUACCACAAGUAAACGAAGAAGGUCGCCUUCUCCCACUCGUCGACCUCAUCGGGCUUCGUCGGAUUUUGAUAGUGACGAGGAAGCUCCAUUUUUCAGUCUUAAAGCAGAUGCCUAUAAACCUAAUUAUGUCAAUGAAGACGAAGGAAACAUCAAUCAUCGAUUAUCUGGCGUGAAAAAGUACAAGGAUCUGAGGUCAUGUCCUCCCUUGGGUUCUUUGGAUCCGUCUGCUGCCCCUAGGCUUGGGGCUAAUGCAUACGCAUCUACUCACCACAAUAAAGUAUGGGUCAAUAAUUCUGAAUCUUUACCUCCCUCGAAAAAAUUCUCGUCAUCGACUCAUCCUGUGCCGAAAAAACCUGUUUCGUCCUCUGUUGUGACUAAAAAGCUUAAUUCUCCUGUUAUCGGGCCGAAAAAGGGUACUUCUAAUGUCGCUCCAGACUCUGAAGGCAAAGCCGCCCCUUCUUCUGUUAAAAGCUCUGCCCAUUUUACUAGAACUUCCGAUCCUUCUGCCAGAGCUACUAGUACUUCUACCAAGGUCAAGGCUAAUAGCCCUUCCACUAAAGCUACCAGUCCUUCUGUUAAAGCUAACAGCUCUUCUGUCAAAGCUAAUAGUUCUUCUGUCAAAGCUAACAGUUCUUCUGUUAAAGCUACCAGUCCUUCUGUCAAAGAUGCCAGUUCUUCUUUUAAAGCUACCAGUUCGUCUGUUAAAGAUGCCAGUUCUUCUUUUAAAGCUACCAGUUCGUCUGUUAAAGAUGCCAGUUCUUCUUUUAAAGCUACCAGUUCGUCUGUUAAAGAUGCCAGUUCUGUAAAAGCUACCAGCUCCUCUGCUAAAGAUGUUACUCCUCCCGUCAAAGCAAUUAAAGAACAUACUUCUCAUACUGCCAAUGCGUCCGUUUCUACGUCAAAGGACAUCGCCCAAACCGCCCAAACCGCCCAAAAAACUUCUACGAUGCCUAGACAUGACGCCACAAAAGUUUCUACUGCUAAAGAUGAUAUUCCUGUGGUAACUCCCAAGAAGGUCUCGAUGUCUUUCAAGAAAUCCUUGAUUCAUACUAACCCUGCUACCUACAAAGAAUCUGUGUUUAAUCGAGAAUCUGUUCAAUCCAUUCCAACUGCUCCUGCAAAUUUCCAUGCUUCUGAGCAUAUGUACUCUAAAGAGAAACAUGAGCCCCAAGUCAAAUCUGAGCCUAACGUAGAUCCCAAAGAUCAUACUGAGCUUGAUAACAUGGUCGAUUUAGAUACAACAUCUGCACAUCCUGUGAUUGUUCAUCAUAAAUCUGUACAUACGAGUCACAAUACAGCGACUGCAUCUAAUACCGUGCAUGCGAUACCAGCAUCACCCGAUACCAGCAAACCAUCUGACACUACUCAACUUGUCAUGAAUCAAGAAAAUUCUGCUAUAAAGAAUAUUACCAGUUCUAUGCAUACCUCUGUUCCUGUAACAGUCAAGCAUGGUAUCGAGAACAGCGGUAACCAUAUUCUACGAGCAAAUUCUUCUGCUAUUCAAGAUGACAAGUCAAAAGAUACUGCUGUUAGGAAAACAAGACGUGUAUUUACAGAUGGUCCAACUCAAGAUAACGAUGAUCAAGAAAAGAAGAAACAAAAAGAAUUGCAAAAAGACGCAGCAUUAGAGAAGGAGAGAAAGUAUGAGGAAACAAAGUCAAGAGAAGCGAUUUUGGAAAAUGAGAGAAUAGCCAAAGAGAAAUUUCUAGAGGACCAGAGAAAGGCUAAAGAGCAACAAUUGGAGAAGGAGAGGAAGGCCAAAGAGCAACAAUUGGACAAGGAGAGGAAGGCCAAAGAGGCAUUAGAGGAGAGGGACCGAAAAGCCAAAGAAAAAUUACGUCAACUGGCGAUUGAUGAACGUGAUGAUGUUGUUAUGGAUAUUGCUCCCUUACCCAGACAAAAUAUUAUUAGUAGUCCAAUCAUGGCCUUUCAUAAUAUUUGUAAAAAGCCAUCCAAUGCCCCCAUAAUUCUGAAGGAAGAGCCCAUGGAUGAAUGCACUGAAGCAGUCUCUCGUGUAGAUCCACCUAAUGAUAGUACAGAAAUUCUUGAAAACAAGGCCUGCGAAUCUGCAGUCAAUCACACAACAGAAUCUUCUACCAAUAGUACAAUCGAAUCUAUAGUCAAUAAUACCGUCAACAGCGCGACUGAAUAUACCAUUGAUAAUACGAUUGUAACUGCCCUGGAUAACAUUAUCAACUCUGCCAUGAAUGAUGCUACACAGUCUGUCGCUGAUAGUGCUAUUGAGUCUAUUACCAAUGACACAAACAAGCCUACUGCCGAUUCCUCCGUGACCAGCACCAUUGAAUCUGCUGUCAAUGACAUAAUUGAGUCCGCUGUUAAUAACAGUUUCGAGUUUACCUCUGAUUCCUUAUAUAAAUCUUCUGUUUUGCCUGACGAAGACACACAAAUGGAAGACGUUGUGAAUAAAUCAGCUAAAAACUUACCAUCCAUCGUGACAGAAGAGGCCGUGCUCAACACUUUUUUUAACGCGCCACAACAGUUGGCAUCACCACCUGCUUCUUCUCAUACAGAAGGGUCAUCGCCAACUUUACCGACUAUACCUAAAAAUUCAGAAUUGUCAGAAUUAAAUACCACGAAGAAGAGAGGAAGAGUACCACGGCCUUGGAAAACAAUUAUGACAGAAUCUGGAGAUAUUUAUUAUCUCAAUUCAGUUACAGGUGAAAAAAGUUUAGAAAGACCUGUCGCAUAGAAGUCGCAAGAAUUGUAAUUUACCUUUUUCAAUGAAAAAAAAACUGUAUAAUAAAUAUUUGUUCGAUCCAGAGGGGGGAUGAUACCUUUACAUUAGUAGUGUAAAAAUCAAUUUUGCAACCAAAUUAAUCGACCCUUCGUAAGAUAAUUCAAAAUUUGUAAAGC
Molecule: messenger RNA, 3639 nt
Organism: Mucor mucedo
Lineage: Eukaryota; Fungi; Mucoromycota; Mucoromycetes; Mucorales; Mucoraceae
Exons: 1
Coding region: 80-3475 (1131 amino acids)
Molecular function (GO): protein binding
Source: RefSeq, a predicted model, not a curated record